UCCUAUUUAUAACCUGCCCACGAAGCUCAUUCGCCUCCAUCAUCACCCAACAGCACUCAACCAGAGCAGAGCAUUCGCCACUGUAGCUAGCACUCGCGGCGUGCGGGCAGGGACACGGCGAGCAUGGGUUCGAGGUACGAGGUGGAGGUGACGGUGGGCUCGGCGCGGGACCUCAAGAACGUCAACUGGCGCAACGGCGACCUGCAGCCCUACGCCGUGCUCUGGGUCGACGACGGCCCCAAGUGCUCCUCCCGCGUCGACCUGGACAACGGCGAGAGCCCGGUCUGGGACGAGAAGCUCACCGUCCCGCUCCCGCCGUCCACCGCCCGCCUCGAGGACGCCGUCCUCCGCAUCGACGUCGUCCACGCCAACGCCGGCGGGGGCACCAAGCCGCUCGUGGGGUCCGCGCGCCUCCCUCUGCGCGACGUCCUCGACGACGCCGGCCUCGGCGGCCGCGCGUCCCGCACGCUCCGCCUCAAGCGCCCCUCCGGCCGGCCCCAGGGCCGCCUCGACGUCCGCGUCGCCGUCCGCGAGGCCGCCGCCCGCUACUACGACCCCGCCUACCCGCCGCCCUACGGCCAGAGCCAGCCCCAGUCCCGCGACCCCUACGCGGCCCCGGCGCCGUACGGCUCGGGCGGGUACGGGUAUGGCCAGCAGCAGCCGUACGCCGCGCCGCCGUCCGGCUACCCGGCCGCCUACGGCGCCGCCGCGCCACCGCAGCCCGCCGGGUACCCUGCCGCCUACGGAGGCGGCGCGCAGCCGGCGUACGGCGCCGCUCCUGCCCCCGCGUACGGGUCGGUGAGUGACCCUGCUGCGAAGAAGAAGGGGAUGGGGAUGGGGGCGGGGCUGGCGGUGGGCGCGGCGGCGGGGGUGCUGGGCGGGCUGGCGCUGGCGGAAGGGGCGAGCUACCUGGAGGACAAGAUCGAGGACGACGUGGCGGAGAAGGUGGAGGACGACCUGGCCGGCGGCGGCUACGACGACGACGACUACUAGAGAAAACGAAAACGAUGGGCACCUCCUGAGAGAUUGUUGUACACGCUGGUGCUGACUAGCCAGCAUCUUCUUUGCUUUUAUUCUGGCCGGAUUUGUUGAAUAAAUACGCGAAACAAAUUAACAACGAGUGUAGCAGUACAUCCAAUUGAAAUGUUUUAUGUGGCCUUGGCACCGACAAAUUGUUGAACACAGCAACGUUGCCUACACUGGCUUUGCUUUUA
Messenger RNA from Triticum aestivum (bread wheat), 1214 nucleotides. Its product is annotated as protein SRC2 homolog. The transcript has a single exon. Lineage: Eukaryota; Viridiplantae; Streptophyta; Magnoliopsida; Poales; Poaceae. The coding region runs from base 124 to 993 and encodes 289 amino acids. The record is from RefSeq and is a predicted model, not a curated record. Gene Ontology annotation, biological process: defense response.